Synchiropus splendidus (mandarinfish) is the source of this 7116-nucleotide messenger RNA. RefSeq names its product multiple PDZ domain protein. The transcript has 47 exons. Gene Ontology annotation, molecular function: protein binding. The coding region runs from base 185 to 6064 and encodes 1959 amino acids. The record is from RefSeq and is a predicted model, not a curated record. NCBI's taxonomy places the organism in Eukaryota, Metazoa, Chordata, Actinopteri, Syngnathiformes, Callionymidae.
GCCUCAGCCCCUUCACAGAACACCGGAGGAUCCACUUACACACGCUACGCCCCAUCUUUAAGCCCCAGUCAGUGCUCCGUUAGCCGCAGGACAACAGAGCCACCGGACGGGCUGUGAGGCGAAGGAAAACGGCUUCACAUGAAGGUGCUGUUGUGAAAAGGUGCAAUAAGUUGCCUUCAUCAGAAUGAUUGAAACAAUCGAUACACAACGUGCCUUACAGGCAGUGGAGCGUCUCCAAGCCAAGCUGAAGGAAAAAGGAGAAGUGCCCACUGAGGAAAAGCUCAGCCUACUGAAAUCAGUACUCCAAAGCCCCCUAUUCCACCAGAUCCUGGUGCUGCAGAAGUCUGUGCAGCAUCUCAGAGACCAGGGAGGCAUUUCGUCAUCCAGGGGGAGUGACCAUGGAGAUCAUUGCACAACAGCUAAACCCAAUGGUGGCCAUGUUUCCAAACCCGACUUCACAACCUCCUCACUUGUCAAAGGCAGCACAUUGUCUGAAGGACUUGUUCACACUGUUAGCAUCAUGGCACAGGGCCGUCACACUACUCAUGUGGAGCUACAGAAACCCCCAUCAGGUGGUCUGGGAUUCAGCGUAGUUGGCCUCAAGAGUGAGAACUGUGGGGAACUGGGCAUCUUUAUUCAGGAAAUACAGCCAGGAAGUGUGGCUCACAGCAGUGAUGGGAAGUUGAAAGAAGCUGAUCAGAUUUUGGCCAUCAAUGGACAGCCGCUGGACAAGACUGUCUCCCACCAGCAGGCUAUCAGCAUCUUGCAGAGUGCCUCGGAGAGGGUACAGCUGAUAGUAGCCCGUGGGCCAGUGCCUAAGCUGGCUAGUCCAGUAGUGUCCCGUACUCCGUCUGCAGCCAGCACUCUCUCUGCCAAUUCCAGUGCAUGGCAUCAUGUGGAGUCUAUCGAAUUGGUCAACGACGGCACUGGGUUGGGAUUUGGUAUCGUUGGAGGAAAGACCACUGGCGUCAUUGUCAAAACCAUACUUCCAGGAGGAAUAGCAGAUCAGGAUGGGCGUCUGCGCAGUGGGGACCACAUCUUGAGAAUUGGGGACACUGAUUUGUAUGGCAUGGGAAGCGAACAAGUGGCUCAGGUCCUGAGACAGUGUGGAAACAGAGUGAGGCUGAUCGUCACCAGAGGUCCGGUGGAUGAGAGUCCUGCUGUGCCCGCUGUCAUGCCAGUGCUUCUGCCAACCGUCAAUGAGCAGAACUUUGAGGAAGAGCAUGCCGAAGCCUUUGAUGUGAGUCUCAACAAGAACACGCAGGGACUGGGCAUCACAAUUGCUGGAUACGUUGGAGACAAAAACUCAGAGCCGUCGGGUAUUUUCGUGAAGAGUAUCACUAAAGACAGUGCUGUGGAUCAAGAUGGACGUAUUCAUGUGGGCGACCAGAUAAUCGCUGUUGAUGGACUUAAUAUCCAGGGGUACACAAAUCAACAGGCAGUGGAGGUCCUUCGCCAUACGGGACAGUCUGUUUAUCUUAAGCUGAUCCGCCGAGGCUUCCGUCCUGAGGAGAUCCCUCCUGCUGUGACCCCUAGUGUUACCAUCCUGCCUCCGUCCACUACAAUCCCCACAACCACCACUGUUAUGAAGGAGCUGGAACUGGAGGGAGAGAAGGAGGAUGAAGCAACGCUGGAGACAAAGACUGAAGGAUCAGAUGUUGCUCUGGUCAUAACUGAAGACAAACGUGGAAUCAAGCUCACCGCCUUUGAAGAGGAUGAGUUGACUAAGAGGUGGCAGGAGAUACUAGGAGCAAGGAAUGAAGUCAUAGUGGCCCAAGUGGAGAAGUUUAGUGAGAGCAGCGGUUUGGGCAUUAGCCUGGAAGCCAACGGUGGACAUCACUACAUCCGCUCUGUCCUGCCUGAAGGUCCAGUGGGACGCUGUGGAAAGCUAUUCAGUGGGGAUGAACUGGUGGAGGUCAAUGGCAGAUCUCUGAUCGGUGAGACCCACAAAGAAGUGGUCCGAAUCUUGAAGGAGCUGCCAGUCUUUGUUUACAUGACCUGCUGCAGGCCGGCCCCCAACCUGCAGUCUGAUAUUGACGUGUAUAUGCCAGAAAUCGAGGCUCUGUCCAAUGUCUCCAGAUUAAAGAAGCAAAUGGAUCUCAGCUCUGUCAUUGGUGUUGAUGAGCCAGAGGUGUCACAUGACACAGAGGAGACUGUCAGUACUCCAAUGGCCAUGUGGGAGGCCGAGAUCCAAAAUAUUGAACUCUUCAAGGGAGAGGGGGGUUUGGGGUUCAGCAUUCUGGACUACCAGGACCCAAUGGACCCCGCCAAAACUGUGAUCGUGAUCCGCUCUCUAGUUACGGAUGGUGUGGCCGAGCACGAUGGCAGGUUGCUGCCAGGAGACCGACUGAUAUAUGUUAAUGACACAAACCUGGAGAAUGCAUGUUUGGAUGAUGCAGUGCAGGCUCUAAAGGGUGCCAGUCUCGGGAUGGUCCAGAUUGGUGUGGCCAAACCUCUGCCUAUUGACACCAGCGACAUGUGUGAGGAGAAGGGAAUGGAGCCUAGCUACCCUGGGGCUGACAAUGACAUCUUACAGGCAUCAAUGAUUGCUUUGCAUGGUAGCAGCUGCAGUGCAGACUUGGAUUACCUGCACUCAUCCACUCCCAAGAUGUCAUCUCGCCUCGAGCUCUCGGAUGAAAAUCCGUGCUUCGCCACCUCAGACCUCAGCACCAAGUCAAUGACUUAUUCACCUCCAACUAUGAGAAGUGACAUGGCAGCCUCCAACCACUUGCUCAGGAGUUCUGAUCAAUACUUAACCCAGCAGACAGUAGAGCCAACGGAGGAUCCCUUCCACUCCUGUGGCCAAUUUGCCGAGAGUGAGAGUCAUCCCAAAGUCCAGGUGGAUCCUGUCGAAGCACUUCAGUGUCAGAUGGAGCAUGCAGUCUCUUUUGAAGCCGAACUAAUGCAGGACAGGGAGGCUGCAGUGAAAGAUUCCACAGUGGAUGGCGACAAGCAAGCGUUGACAUCGGGGAGCAGUUUUGAAAGAACCAUCACAGUCGUCAAGGGCAACGCCAGCUUGGGCAUGACAGUGAGUGCCAUGAAAGAGGGUCUGGGGAUGCUGGUCCGUAGUAUCGUUCAUGGUGGGUCCGUCAGUCAUGACGGACGCCUGGGUGUUGGUGACCUGAUACUGGCCAUCAACGGAGAGGCAACUUCCAACUUGACCAACGUUCAAGCACGUGCCAUGCUGAGGAGACAUUCUCUGCUGGAUCCUGACAUGAGAUCUGCUUGCAUACCUGAUGACGAUCUGUGCCCGUUUUAUGUGAUCACAUAUGUGCCAGCUGAAUAUUUGGAGGAGUACAAGUGCAACCAAGGACAAGCAAGGGACUACGUCUUCUCUGAAACAGCAUCAUUCCUAUCGCCACCUCCCAAUGAUGGUCCUCUCCUUCCGGAGCGAGAGGAUGGGGAAGGAGAGGAGAGUUCCACUUACAGCAAUUGGAACCAACCUAGACUAGUGAAGCUCUUCAGACAGCCAGGCAAGUCCCUGGGCAUCAGCAUUGUCGGAGGUCGGGGUAUGGGUAGCCGACUGAGCAACGGAGAGGUGAUGAGGGGCAUCUUCAUUAAACACAUCCUGGAGGAUAGUCCUGCUGGACUCAACGGGACCUUGAAGACUGGAGACAGAAUAGUGGAGGUGGAUGGAGUAGAUCUGAGAGACGCUAGCCACGAGGAAGCAGUGGAAGCCAUCCGUCGGGCAGGAAAUCCUGUGGCCUUCCUGGUACAGAGUAUCAUUCAGCGACCAAGAUCAGCAAUAACGGCUGUAACCAGUCAGGACAAGGAACCUCUCAAGGAGCAGGAGGCUGACUGUCACAGUAGUCUUGUCUUCCGCCUCUCCCCAACUAACCCUUUCACUCCUACCCCGUUUAAGAAGGCCAAGCUUGAAGCAACUAAGGCAUCCCUCCCUAGCGCUGUCCUCCCCCUGCUAGUGAUGCCCCACGUGGGUGAAACAGACACAGAUACACUGACAGAGGCUCCUGGCAGCAUCACCCAAGUGGAGGAGGCAGGAGGAGAAGAGGAGGAGGCGGAGGAUGAGUUUGGAUACAGUUGGAAGAACAUCCUGCAGCGCUACAUCAACCUGACCGGCGUCCUUCACAUGAUCGAGUUGGAGAAAGGAAAGAUGGGUCUUGGUCUGAGUCUGGCCGGCAACAUAGAUCGCUCCCGCAUGAGCGUGUUUGUGGUGGGAAUCGACCCCCUUGGCGCAGCAGGAAGAGAUGGAAGGAUUCUUGUGGGAGAUGAGCUGCUGGAGAUCAACGGACAUGUUCUUUAUGGCCACAGUCACCAGGAAGCAUCUUCUAUAAUAAAGGGCGCUCCGUCUAAAGUGAAAAUCAUCCUUGUCAGGAACACCGAGGCACUGGAACAGAUGGCUGUAGGACCAGUGAGGGAGCACGAGGGAGACACAGAUGAGACCCAAGAGACCGUGGAGGAGCCCACAGCCAGACAUAUUGAACAUCAGGGGGAGUUUGAUUCUGUCUUUGCAUCAGCUGAAAGAAGCACUGAGUCUGGUGUUCAGGACAAACAUGACGAUGACUCCCGCUUAGAGGAAAAACAACCUCCAGAGAAUGGAGAUUCAUUGUCCAGCUUCUCUCAGUGCCAGACAAUAUGCCAGGACCCAGGGCUUCCCUCGUUUACUGCUGUCACACAACCAGUGGUGGAGGUCACCACAAGUCACAGUCGCCCAUCCAGCCCUUCCACUCUGACCAGUGACCCGGCCACCUGCCCCAUCAUCCUUGGGUGUGAGACCACCAUCGACAUCUCCAAGGGCAGCACUGGUCUGGGCCUCAGCAUCGUGGGGGGUUGUGACACCCUGUUGGGUGCAAUUAUCAUUCACGAGGUCUACGAAGAAGGAGCCGCUUCCAAGGACGGCAGACUGUGGGCUGGAGACCAAAUCUUGGAGGUGAACGGCAUCGAUUUGCGUGCCGCCAGUCAUGAUGAAGCCAUCAACGUCCUGCGUCAGACCCCACAGAGGGUCCAACUGACCGUGUACCGAGAUGAGACCCAGUAUAAAGAGGAGGACCUUUGGGACUCGUUUACCGUUGAGCUGCACAAGAAUCCGGGUCAGGGUCUUGGCUUGAGCAUCGUUGGCCGAAGGUCACGGGACCACAGGAAUGAUAGUGGAGUGUUUGUAUCAGAUGUGGUACAAGGAGGACUGGUGGACACAGAUGGUCGGCUGAUGCAGGGUGACCAGAUUCUCUCUGUGAACGGCGAGGAUGUCAGGUCGGCCACUCAGGAGGCUGUAGCUGCGCUGCUUAAGUGCUGCUUUGGGACCAUUAAAAUGGAGGUCGGGAGGUUUAAAGCCGGGCCCUACCACUCGGAGAGAAGACUGUCCCUGACUAGCCAGACUAGUGAGACUGGCAGCUACAUAGGGAUCACUCAGUCCUGCUCAGACUCGAACCUUCCGGACGAAGCUGCAAAGCUUAGCAGUCAUCAAGAAUGUGGUCCAUGUCCUCCAGACUCCAGAACUGUUGAGUUCACAAAAGGUCCGGGUGAUUCUCUGGGCAUCAGUAUUGCAGGAGGGGUGGGCAGUCCUCUGGGGGACAUUCCCAUAUUCAUCGCCAUGAUGAAUCCUGUCGGCCUUGCUGCACAGACCCACAAACUCAAGAUUGGUGACCGCAUCAUUAGUAUCUGCGGAACCCCUGCAGAGGGUAUGACCCACUCGCAAGCGGUCACUCUGCUCAAAAACGCAACCGGAACCGUCCAGCUGCAGGUGGUGGCAGGCGGCGACAGCACAGUAACAGGUGCAACUCACGAGCAGGCAGCUGUGGGACUCACGCCUAGCUGCAUCUUCCAAGACGAUCUCAGCCCACCUCAGUACAAGACCAUCGUCCUGGAGCGUGGCCCAGACGGGCUCGGUUUUAGCAUCGUGGGUGGAUUCAGCAGCCCCCAUGGAGACUUGCCCAUCUACGUAAAGACUGUCUUUGGAAAGGGGGCAGCAGCUGAGGACGGUCGUCUGAAACGCGGCGACCAGAUCAUGGCUGUGAAUGGGACACCACUGGAGGGAGUCACCCAUGAAGAGGCAGUUGGCAUUUUGAAGAAGACCAAAGGAACUGUUACACUCACAGUCCUGUCAUAGUCAAAACUGUCAGACACACUUUGUACACUCAACCAGGUGUGGUCACUGCACAAGCACACAUACAGCUUUUAGCCAAACAAGGUCAAUGUGGAACACUGUGAUCGCUCUCUUGCUUACUCGUCGAUGAGUGCAAAUAUCAGUCUGGCAUCUACUGCUGAGUUACUCAUGUAAACCGGCUCUUCGUACUGCUCCGUAGCUUCACUCUGCUACCUCUUUAUUUUAUACUCAUUUCUUCUAUUUUUCUGACUCUAAGCUAAUUUAGUGUUCAUUAAUAUUUUGCAUUACUUGGAAGCUGUGGACUUUGAAAACAACACAAAACGUCAGACAUGAAGAAACCUGUCACGUUUUCUUUUAUAUUUCCAUCUUUUCACGCAACAAUUUUUCGUGCUAAUUAACGGCAGAAUGUUCAGAGUUGUUCGCUGCAUCACUGCUAACAGUGCUGCUCUGCGACUCAGCCUCGCUCACACACAUCUCUAUUGUGACUUCCGAAGAGCCCCAUGCUGCUUAUUGCUAGACAAAAGAUUCCUCUUUUAACUCUGAGUGCUCCCUGCAGCGACACAGACUCUUCUCUGAGUUUCAGCAGUGUUGGACUGCAGUCCUACUCACUAACUAGCAGAUAUGAAGUGCUUGUGAGAAUUGUAAACACUGCACUGGUCACAGGUAGCUUUUUUUCAACAGAUGAUUUCUUUAUCUAUUUUACUCAUCCUUGAUAUUUCGGGGAAAUGCUGAACAAACUGCUCGUUUUGCUUCAAUUUUUAUUGAUGUGCUGGACAUUUAUAUGGAUUUCAUCUGUGAGGCUCCACUUCACAUGAGAGAAAAGAAGAUGUGAAAUUCUGUAAGGAAAAAAAAAGAAAUGAUCCUAGACUGCUGCUGUAUAAGCCUACCUUCUCAUCACAUUCUACUGUUUAUCUGUUUGCUGAUGUAUUUCAGAACGAAUCAAGUCUUAAAAGGAGAGGUGUGUGUGUGUAGCUCCUCCAACUGUGUGUCCAAAGUGUCCCAUCUUGUGCAGGUCCUGCAUGAUGAUUUAUCUACAGUAUUAAUUAAAAGUGACC